AUGGAUAUCACUAUUAGGUUGCGGCAUUUCAGAAAAAUGGAAGCUCAUGAUUUACGAGUGAUGCAGGAAUUUAACUGCCCCAUUGUACCAGUUUAUGCGAAAGUGUCGAGGAUGAUAAAGUGGACGGUGUCGGAUGUGGGUAUGUUAAAGCUGAAUGUGAAUGGUGAGUCUUGUGGUAAUCUGGGGAUGUUGGGUGGUGGAGGUGUUAUUUGGGAUUCACAAGGAAGAGUCUUGGUCGGAUUUGCUCAUUUAUAUGGCCAAGCAACAAAUACAAUUGUGGAGUGUCGUGCUUUACUAGAUGGUUUACGGCUAUGUCGUUCGCUUGGGUUGAGGGAUUUAUUGGUGGAGUCUGAUUCUACUGUAGUGGUUGGAUGGAUGGCUUCGGGUAUUAGUAAAUAUUGGUUUUUAUGGGAUUUCUGGGAGGAAGUAAAGAUGCUUGUUCGUUUGCUUAAGGUUCGGGUUCGACAUAAUUUUAGAGAAGCUAAUAUGGUUGCGGAUUUUCUGGCUAAAGAAUGA
This is a messenger RNA of Carya illinoinensis, 516 nucleotides long. RefSeq lists its product as uncharacterized. Gene Ontology annotation, molecular function: RNA-DNA hybrid ribonuclease activity; nucleic acid binding. The transcript has a single exon. The record is from RefSeq and is a predicted model, not a curated record. NCBI's taxonomy places the organism in Eukaryota, Viridiplantae, Streptophyta, Magnoliopsida, Fagales, Juglandaceae. The coding region runs from base 1 to 516 and encodes 171 amino acids.